Pieris rapae (cabbage white) is the source of this 872-nucleotide messenger RNA. RefSeq lists its product as uncharacterized. NCBI's taxonomy places the organism in Eukaryota, Metazoa, Arthropoda, Insecta, Lepidoptera, Pieridae. The coding region runs from base 199 to 801 and encodes 200 amino acids. The record is from RefSeq and is a predicted model, not a curated record. The transcript is spliced from 6 exons.
GUGAGUUGCUAUUGGUAUCCAUUAAUUGCGAUAGCAUUUUGUAAAUUUUUGCCGCACGAGCUAGGUGACACUUCUUGUUCGUAAAAAAACACACUUGUUGAGUUGGUAUUGAAAUAUAAUUAAGGAGUAUUUAAGAGAUUACGGCCAUCGCCAGCACAAGUAAAAACAGUGCUCAGUUUUGUAGAAAAGCAUCCAGAAAUGGCUUGGAAGGAACUGAGAAAUGGAAAUGCAGGGUUUCAUAGAAUUAGAAAACUGUGGGAAGAGCUAACUAAAAUUGUAAAUUCGAUUGAUGGGGCUCGUAAAAGUACUAGUGCCUGGAUGAAGUUUUGGCAAGAUAAAAGAAGAAAUGUUCUAGUAAAAAGCAGAUUAAUAAAGCAAGGAAAAGAACAUCUAAUCCUUACAUCAAUUGAUAAGAGGAUAAUAAAAUUACAUCAAACCAAAAGAAAUAAUAAAGUUAUAAUAAACAAGCUGUGUAAUAAAGAAGACAAGUCUGUUGAUGAUGUAUAUGAGGUUCCCAAUAAUGAUGGAAUGAUUACUAAUAAUUUUGAAGAAAAAAGUUGGAACCUAAUGAGUAAUAUGAUUGAUGCAAUGGGAAAACAGGCAGCAGCUCUUACUUAUAUAGGUCAAGAGGCAUUAAAAAAAUCUGAAGCAAUGGAACAAAUUGCAGAAGCAUCCUUAAGACAGGCUCUGGCAGUUGACAAAUUAGCAAUAGUAUUUGAUGGAUUGAGUGGCUCACUGUAUGAUGUUAGAAACGCCAUUAUGAGCAUAGACUAUACCAUGAAGAGGUGUUACCCCCCCUAACUCACAUAAUAGAUACAACCCUAUAUUAUUUAGUUAAGUUGUUAUUAUAAAUAAAGAAGUUUGCCAUACAA